Messenger RNA from Pipistrellus nathusii (Nathusius's pipistrelle), 1518 nucleotides. Lineage: Eukaryota; Metazoa; Chordata; Mammalia; Chiroptera; Vespertilionidae. The record is from the annotation of a GenBank genome assembly.
AUGGGCCGCCUCCCGCUGGAGCCCUGGCUGCAGCCGCUGCUCAGCCCCGUGGGCCUGGCCCUGGCCGCGGCCCUGCUGCUGCUGCUCCUGUGGCUGCGCGGCCGGCGCACCAGGAGACCUGGUGAGCCUCCAUUGCUAAAAGGCUGGCUUCCUUACUUUGGACUGGCCCUGAAAUUACAAAAAGAUCCCAUCGGCUUCAUGAGAACUCUUCAAAAUCAACAUGGCGACACGUUCACUCUUCUCCUGGGAGGAAAGUACAUAACAUUUAUUCUGGACCCUUACCAAUACCAGUCAGUGAUGAAGAAUCAGAAAUUAAGCUUUCGGAUGUUUAGUAAAAAUAUAUUAAAGAAAGUAUUUUCCAUCCAAAAGUUGAUGACCGAUGAUGACCUGAACGACGAGCUUCAUGACUGCUAUAAACUUUUACAAGGGAAAUCUUUAGACCUACUUAUGGAAAACGUGACACAGAACCUACACCAAGUUUUUGAACCGAAACUAUUUAAAACCACAAAUUGGGAAAUGGCAUACCUGUUGACAUUCUGCAGCUCAGUAAUAUUUGAGACCACAUUUGCAACCAUAUAUGGAAAAUCUGCUGCUGGUGAUAAGAAGGAAUUUAUUACUGAACUUAAAGAUGAUUUUUUUAAAUUUGAUGCUAAGUUCAUAUAUUUACUAUCAGAUAUACCCAUUGAGCUUCUAGGAAAUGUCAAGUCUAUUCAAAAGAAACUUAUAAGACACUUGACAUCAGAAAACUUGGCUAAUAUACAAGGAUGGUCAGAAGUUGUUCAAAUGAGACAAGAUAUCCUGGAGAAAUACUAUACAUUCAAAGACUUUGAAAUAGGAGCACAUCAUUUAGGCUUUCUCUGGGCCUCUGUGGCAAACACUAUUCCAACUAUGUUCUGGACGAUCUAUUACCUUCUACGGCACCCAGAAGCCAUGGCGGUGCUGCGUGACGAAAUUGACCAUUUGCUGCAGUCAACAGGUCAAAAGCAAGGGUCUGGAUUUUCCAUCCACAUCACCAGAGAACAAUUGGACAGCCUGGUCUACCUAGAAAGUGCCAUUCUCGAGGCUUUGCGUCUCUGCUCCUUUUCGUCCAUCAUUCGUUUUGUUCAAGAGGAUUUGACUCUGCCUUCAGAGACUGGGGACUACCUCAUACGAAAGGGAGACCUGGUUGCCAUAUUCCCUCCACUCAUGCAUCACGACCCUGAAAUCUUUGAAGCUCCUGAGGAGUAUCAAUUUGACCGUUUUGUAGAAAAUGGCAAGAAGAAAACCAACUUUUUCAAAGGAGGCAAAAGGCUGAAGCAUUACGUACUGCCAUUUGGAAUGGGAGCCAGCAAAUGCCCAGGCCGGUUUUUGGCAAUCAAUGAAAUAAAGCAAUUGUUAGUUGUGCUCUUAACUUAUUUUGAUUUAGAAAUAAUGGAUGAUAAACCUGUACAACUGGACUACGGCCGCUUCUUGAUUGGUAUUCAGUACCCAGAUUCUGAUGUUUUAUUUAGGUACAAAGUCAAAUCUCAAAGAAGCUAA